AUGGCGUCACCUGUCAUGGCUGAUGGCCUGCGGCAGCGAAUGCGCUCUGAACAGCUGUCGGAAGUUGAUUUUACUCAGAACGAAGAUGUUCAACUGAAGAAGUUUGUUGAGACGAACGGUCAUUUCAGUCUCGUCCGCAACUUUCGUCUUGCCGAUGUGGUCACACUCAUGAAUGGUUUCUGUGGCGCACAGUCUAUCUUUAUGUCUGGGCGCUAUUUGGCAACAUCUAACCCCACAUACAUAUGGUAUGCAUUAUGGUUCCCAUUUUUUGGCGCCAUUUUUGAUUUGCUCGACGGCAAGGUUGCGCGCUGGCGCCAGUCGAGCAGUAUGCUUGGCCAGGAGCUCGACUCGUUGGCCGAUUCUAUCUCGUUUGGUGUGGCUCCUGCAUUCAUUGCGUUUUCGCUUGGCUUGCGUCUCCCGCUGGAUACAUUUGUACUUACUCUCUUUGUCUGCGCCGGUGUCGCGCGUCUUGCGCGCUUUAAUAUCACCGCCGCGACCGUGCCGCAUACGCCAUCCGGAAAAGCGCAAUACUUUGAGGGUCUACCGAUCCCUUCUAGUCUUGUCCUGGUCGGCUGCAUGGCGCUGUGCCUUUUGUUUGGUCGCUUUGAGCUUCCUGGCGGAGCAUGGGUGCCGAAGGGCGAGUUGUUACCCUUCACGGGCCGCUGGCACAAUAUGCUUUCCACCUCAUCGCUUGGUGUCCCUCUUGGUGUCUUCACGCUGGACUUUUCCGAGUCGCUGUACAAACUGCUGACCACCGGUGAUGUGCUGCGCCAAUUCCUCAGUAAGCAAACCAUUGCCGGUGUCGCAAACUGGGCCGGGCGUUAUAGCGUGCACAAAAUCACGUUGCUUUGGCUUGCCUGGGCGAUUGCAAUGGUCAGUAAGACGUUGCGUGUGCCCAAACCGUAG
Messenger RNA from Malassezia vespertilionis, 906 nucleotides. RefSeq names its product CDP-diacylglycerol--serine O-phosphatidyltransferase (gene CHO1). The record is from RefSeq and is a predicted model, not a curated record. Gene Ontology annotation, molecular function: phosphotransferase activity, for other substituted phosphate groups. The transcript is spliced from 2 exons. Gene Ontology annotation, biological process: phospholipid biosynthetic process. Gene Ontology annotation, cellular component: membrane. The coding region runs from base 1 to 906 and encodes 301 amino acids. Lineage: Eukaryota; Fungi; Basidiomycota; Malasseziomycetes; Malasseziales; Malasseziaceae.